CUACAAACCAUGGGGUGCACUCAAUCCAAGACAAACGAGCAGGAGGUGACCGAUCCUAAGGUCGCUCAGGCCGAGGAGGACGUCAAAUCUGCACUGGUCGAAGUGCCUGAGACUGUUGGGACCGAGGCUGCGAAUAUUGGGGUGCCGACCGUGAAGGUGAAGACUCCUGACUUCGAAACGCGGUUUGUCUCGGGUGAGGUCAGUAUCAACGAGUACGGCGUUGCCUUCUACAACUUUGACGGGUCCAACCCUGCAGACCCCAGCCGGGAGAUCCACUUGUGUAAACGCUACUCGGAGUUCAAGGACAUGCAUGAGGAGAUCUCGAAGCUUAUGGCCAGUGAGAAGAACGUGAGACCUGAGGACCAGGACAAGUUCCAAACCUACCCGGCACUUCCGUCCAUGCCCCGGGCAAAUGUUGUUACGUAUUUGCUCGGACGUGGUAAUCAAAAGGUAGUCAACGAGCGCGAGGCCCAGUUCGUCAAGAUCCUGAAUGCAAUAGCAGCUCACCCGAUCGCCUUCCAAAGCACGACGUUCGCAGAAUUCAUGGCUUAGAUAAAGAGUCCU
Molecule: messenger RNA, 564 nt
Organism: Phytophthora infestans T30-4
Lineage: Eukaryota; Oomycota; Peronosporomycetes; Peronosporales; Peronosporaceae
Exons: 1
Coding region: 10-552 (180 amino acids)
Molecular function (GO): phosphatidylinositol binding
Source: RefSeq, a predicted model, not a curated record